Messenger RNA from Iphiclides podalirius (scarce swallowtail), 300 nucleotides. The record is from the annotation of a GenBank genome assembly. NCBI's taxonomy places the organism in Eukaryota, Metazoa, Arthropoda, Insecta, Lepidoptera, Papilionidae.
AUGUCGCCAACGCUUGGUUUCAUCGUGAUUUUAUUGAUUUGUGACCUAUUUUCCGCACCCCAGGGUUCUCCAAUCGAUGUUUGCUUGGGAGGAGCUAAAUUUUGUCAUCGUGCCCUUCAACGUCUCGCACACACAAAGAAACUACGUUGGAUAUGGCCGUGGAAGUGGCCAAGGCCGCCGCCCAUUAAGCCGCCGCCCAAUAAGCCGCCGCCCAAUAAGCCGCCGCCCAAUAAGCCGCCCAAGCCGAAACCUGAUAUGCCUGAUAUAGCUGAUGUACCACCUCCAUCAUACGAGGAAUAC